AUGUCGGCAGCCCCACUCUCACCAGCGGUGACGCACUCGCCUCACCUCACGAGAAUGGCGGCGCCGGCCCCGGCGCCCCCUCAGUACGUCGUGCGCGAGUCUCUUAAGGGAGCGCUGCGCGGACCGCACUAUCAAGUUCUACUCGCGCAGCACUACAUGCUCGCACGACUCGAGCAGCUGAUGACCCCUCGGUUCGGUGUUCGGCUGGAGGUGAACCUCGCCGGCGCGUGGGAUGAUGUCGUGUUCGAUUUCAUCGAUGCAGCAGGCGCCAUCACCGAGAGGCACUUCAUACAGCAGAAGCACCAUAAUGUCACCGGCAGCAUGGAUUGGGCGUUCGUCAAGAACAAGACGGGCAUGGAACUGUACAAAUACUUCGAUGACUGGUUCCUCCUGCUCUCGCCCUACUCUCCAGCCACGGUGAAGAAAGCUGCGUUGCCAUCUGUACAACCGGGUGGACGCUCACUCUGCGUGUUCUGCACGAAUGAUGUCGCCGGUGCCGAUCUGCAGGCAGUCUUUGAACCGGUCUCCACCGCGCACAGUUUCGAACCCAUUCCGCUGCUGAAUGGUGAGACACUCUCGCCAGUAUAUCAUCGGCUCAAUCUAGAAUUUCGAUUCCCCGGCAGGACGCGACUAUCGCCGCUCGAAGUGCUACGGACGAACAUCAAGAAGCACUCCCUCUUGAUGGAUCGCAACAGCGCCAUAAACGCCGGCGCGCAAGCACGCCAGAAUCCCACCGUGCAAGCGGCGUAUGAAUAUUUCAACGGAGGCGGGAUUGCGCUGACGGAUGUCCAGAUGAACGGUUACAUCGAGGAGUUUCUUCGCGAUCAUCUCCUCGUCGCGACGAAUCAGCCACACGUCGACACGUUCGAUGCCCUGCAGAAUGCGAACGUUUGGACGGAAGUCAUUCUGCGCCAGUACGUCUCCUCUAUCGCGCAGCAAAUCACGACGAUGCCACAGGAAAUCGGCGUCACUCGUGCGCGACUCAACCAAGUCAUGACUGAGAUGGAAGCACACGUCCGUAUCGAUCGACCAGGGAUUCUGCAAUCGUUACGGCAACAUCACACGCAAGCUGCGCCAGGGCUGAAAUCCAACUGGUAUGGCGCAUCAGGAGUCGGCAAGUCCUCCCUUGCUGCGGUCCUACUCAGCGAGCUUGUGACGGCAGGCAAAUCGCUCUUCUUCGACACACCGCAGACCUUUUGCGCAGCGACGGGCGUUUUCGGUUCGACGACUCUCAUCUGCGUCGACCAAGUCGACACAGCCACACAGGCUGAUGUAACUCGACAUUGGACCAACAAUGCUGUCGGAGCGCAUCUGCUGUGCAUCUCGGUCGAGGAGCUCUGGCCUGCCGAGCCGAAGCUGCUGAUCCCACCACUGACGACGGCUGAGGUGGACCAGUACUUGCAGUCCCGCCGGUUGUCGGAUCACAUGCUGAUCUUGUCGAAGAUCAGCUUCAUGUUGCUUCAGUCCGGCUUGCCACCUCCGCCAGGCACGCCCGAUGCUUCCAUCACUGGCCUGCAGCAGCUGAUGCGCCUCCCGCGUACGCUGUUGAAGGUGUGCGCCCAUGCGGUGCCAUUCGCGCCGCAGCCCGCCGUCACCGCUGCUGGUGCGUAUGCUGCAGCGAAGUCCGCUUCGCGCGUAAGAAUCAUUCCGCUUCGCGUGAAGCGGCAAGUGCCGACUUACUCAUUCGAAAGUCUUUCGACUCAUUCCCGAUUCAUCGGUGCGAAGAUCAUUUCGACGACGCAGAUUGAUGCAGCCCUGCUCCACGCUCAGCUCCACGCUCGCAGCCAAUAUGAACGUCAGAUCAGCUCACGUAAGCAGCGAGGGGACGAGUCGUCUCCUCUCGGGCAUCUCACGUUCGACGUCGAACAGCUCGGCUUGGACGUUCCGAUCGAUACCGCUGUGGACCUACGAACGCUGCUGCAACAAAAAUUAUCCGAAGCCGAUUACGAACGCUUGAUGGGGAAAUCUCUUUGGAUCAUUCUCCUCGACCGCAAUGGUAUCGCAGCUCACUGGUCUGCUGCUAGGAUGCUGCAGUUCUCGCAGUUCAACAUGCUGACGCUGAUCACCACAGCAGAAACGACGUCUCCUGUUGACGGUUGUUGCCACUUCCGGGCAAGUAACGGGGUGUCUGCGCCUGGUGACCGCGUGCUGUUCUAUCUGGUCUCCUCCAUGGAUCGUUUCGAACGCCUGCCGCUCGGUGACUCGUACUGCGUGCCGAAAGCUGAUCAAGUGUGGAUCGACGUCGCCUUGCCGGUACUGGCGACCGCUGGUGUGACACUGCUGACAGCCGAGGCCGGAUCUGGCAAGAGCGUCUCGAUGAAGAUGAUUCACUGGGAGUUCCACCAGAAUAUCGCACAGCAGACAGCGUAUACCAUCUGCAUACUCGUUUCCUUUCGUGAGCUGGCUGCAAUCAUCUCGCGCUCCGCAACAGGAUGUUCUUCUCUCGAGCAGCUGGCAUUUCUGCUGCUACAACUGCCACCCGAACUAAAAUGCAUGGUGAAGGAAGAUCUCGCAAAAGGACGAGUACUCUUCCUGUUGGACGCAUGGGACGAGGUUCAGUCGUCGAGCGAGCGGCAGGCGCUGCAGGAGGUGAUGCGACUGCUCCGUGCAUACGCACAUGUGAUGUACUCGUCCCGUCCGAUGGCAACGCAACCAAUGCAGCCGAGUGUGACAUUCGAGCUGCAGCGAUUUUCGGAUCCAGACACCGAGGAGUUCAUCAAGUCAUACUUUAGGUCGGUCGAGGAUGUUUCCGACUGGAGCGAGGGCUGCAUUGGUGCCCUUCGCGCUCACCGCAGCAGUCUGCACGAGAUCGGUCUGCCGUUGCAGUGCUUCCUCGUAUGCGAGGCAUGGCAGCCUGCAUUCGAAGACUGGUGUCAGGACCGUACCUGCACGAAGCCGUGGGAUGGUGGUGUCAACCUGGAUCGAUUAUACUUAUUCCGCAUGUUCAUCACCGCUCGUAUCCAGGCCACGGCGUUGACGGACGAGUCGGUUGCCAUCUACUCGCGACCGUUCCUUGAGCGCCUGCAGGAAGUCGCAGCGGGGGUGUUACUCAAAUCGCACCUGGCUGCGAUCGACCACUCUUCCAUCAUCGGCUCCAGUAUCGCACGGUUGAAUGUGCUCCAAGACAGUGGUGAGUUCAUGCACCAGACGUACGCUGAGUAUCUUACGGCGCAGUUCCUGGUCCGCACUCUCCUCAUUCGGCCGAGCGACGGGUCUCGUUUAGUGAAAAAACAUCGCUUCCACUCCAGCCUGGCUCUCGUCUUCGAGUUUCUAGCCGCGAUGCUGAGCACACAGGAGGGCGACCUCUUCGUACCGGCAUCGGCGGAUGCUCGCAUCAGCGCGAUGCGAUCCUUCUGGGAGGCGUUGCUGAGUGAACCGCAGAACUCCGCAGGGAGCGCACGAGAAGUCAUGCUGCGGCGAUGCUUACUUCGUACUCACUUGAACGACGCCUCUGCGAUAUUUGAUGAUUCGGCCGUUGCGGUGAUGAGGUCGCUGCACGAUUCCGUUGCGCCAGUUUCCAGCCACGUGUCAAACGAGGAGAGCAAGGAUGAGGAUGAGAUGGUUGAUGUAGCUGCGGCUGCGGUACCGGCCGGCGCUGCUGCUCAAGUCGACUUUCAGGCGCCGAAGCUGCCCCAUCCAUACGCAGUAAUAUGGCGCUGCAAUAUCAUCGAUUCCGUUGAUCUCCGUGUGCUCUCGGCUGCCGGCAAAGUCAAAGCGAUGGCAUGGCUGGUCAACCUCUUCGAGCAUCAUUGUGGAUCUUACCGCGUCGCUGAAGCCGUGGCAGACAAGCUGGGUAAUCUGGGCAUGGCAAGCCCGGCGGUUCUCAAACCAUUGGUGAGUGCAAUGGUGCGCGAAGGCUAUGGCCACAAGGAGUCCUUUUCAGCACUGGUUGGAAUGGGCGUGUCGCUCGAGAAGAUACAACAACUCGCUGAGGCUCACAAUUUCCCGUGGAAGAAGCCACCGGUCGAAACGGUGCUCGCUCAAAUCUCUCGAGCAAAGUGGCCCAUCUCUAUGGUUAAGUGGUUCGCGAGACAAUCAGACAGUGUGCGCCAGCCAGAUGCUCUGCUGGGAGCUUUGUUUCGAGGCGCGGAGUUUCCAGUUCAGCCGGACGUGGUGCUCUGCGCGAUGCAGUUGCACUCUCCAGACGACAGCUUCGACCGAAAGUUGCUCGAUUGUGCUUCUGAUGGCACCACUCCGGUUUCCAGCCGCCUGCUCAUCUGGCUGCAUCUCCCUCAACACGGUCGGCAAUCAGAUGUGCGACUCACGGCGAGUACUAACGCCUCUGGCAUCAUCACAUCCGAUUCUCAGACGGUGCUUUCUGAGCUUCUCUCACGAUGUUGCAAUGCGGAGGAGGCAGGCAGAGCCUGCUGUGCUCAAAUCGAGUCGUUCUUGUCGAUGGUUGAGAACGAUGGUGCCCGAACAGCGUGGCUUCCAACGCUGUUACACAUGAUCGAAGUCGCGAUCAAGGAGCGCUCGUGCAAGGCCCUCAUCCCCGUGUUGGUGGAGCACGCAGUCCAUCUGCAUCCGCCGUUCAGCGACACGCGUUCGCUCUGGAUGACUGUCUUCAGCCACGAGACCAACUCCCGUGGAUCGUUUUGGGACUGCAAAGCCGUUGUGCCAAGCUUUGGUUUCUCCUUUCCGUACUGGAGUGAGGUCUCCGCAGUCUUCAUGGUGUACAAGCUCACCGGCACUUUCUGUGAUGAUCUUUCUCUCGGCUCCUCGUUCGAGGCUUUCGCUACCGCUGCUGAGAGCUUCUCCGAGGAUCAGCAGCGAUGGGCGAUCUGGGCGUGUGCACACGUCAUUGAGCAUCGGAUCAAGAACGGUGAUGACGAGCAUCGGGUCCUGCCAGCGUUUCGGCAGUUCGGUUUCAGUCCAUUCUCCCCGGCGGUGGUGUGCGAGCAGCUGCUCUCCGAUAACCUACCUCGAUUCAUCUUUCCACCUGAUGGCGCGCUUGACACCUCCAAGCUCGAUACGUGGGCCGAGUUCGCAUCGCAUCCAGUAGCGUCACCUGAGACCCGAGCGAGGGUGCUGCAGAUGUAUCUCGAGCAGUCGUCACGCGUGUUGUCCUUUCCACCGGACGAGGAAGGCACGUUGAUCGUACAUCUCGAUACUCGAGAUAUGCCCCUGCAAACGACGCCAGAUAUGCGAACCAUCGUCCGCGCUGCAACGUCCGGCCCGGCGCCGCUGACUCAGCUGCAGUUUCGGAAUUCCUCCGCAGUCGGAUCAUCCAGGCCACCAGCCAUCAGUGUCGCGGAUGUCUACACUCCGGCUCUGGACCUGCUAGCGAGCAAGUCGGAAACACAAGCAUGGCUAGCUACAUAG
Messenger RNA from Fimicolochytrium jonesii, 5322 nucleotides. RefSeq lists its product as uncharacterized. Lineage: Eukaryota; Fungi; Chytridiomycota; Chytridiomycetes; Spizellomycetales; Powellomycetaceae. Bases 1 to 5322 code for a protein of 1773 amino acids. The record is from RefSeq and is a predicted model, not a curated record. The transcript is spliced from 4 exons.